AUGGGUAAAAACACCACUUCCAACUCCGAGGCAACAAAAGCUAGAGCAUUAUGGGAAGAUCCUAGAUGGACAACUACUUUUUGCAACCUUUGUGUGGAACAGAUUGAAGCUGGGAGAAGAUCAAAAGGUGCUUCCUUUAGCACCAAAGGUUGGAGCAUUUUGGUGACCAAAUUUUGUGAUGAGACUGGUCUAGACUAUGAUAAGGACCAAUUAAAAAGUAGGUGGGAUGUAUUAAAAACAGAUUGGAAAGUGUGGGAAAAAUUGAAGAGUCUUGACACAGGUUUAGGUUGGGAUGCAAAGAAGGGAACGAUUGAUGCUAGUGAUGAUUGGUGGGACUUGAAGUUGAAGGAAGUACCCAAAGCUAAAAAAUUUCGACAUAAAGGUCUACAAAAUCUAGAACAACUUGAUAGAAUGUUUAGAGAUGUUGCAGCAACUGGAGUAGCUGCAUGGACCCCUUCUUCAAAUACACUCCCUCCAACAAUGCCACAAGAGGGUGCUGGUGAUUUAUCUGGUAGCUUUGAAUUUAAGGAUAAUCAAUGUGACAUGAGUUUAGACAUUAAUAGUUUACAGCAAGGACAUACCAGUCAAUCACGUAGUUCAUGA
This is a messenger RNA of Quercus robur (English oak), 603 nucleotides long. RefSeq names its product L10-interacting MYB domain-containing protein-like. The record is from RefSeq and is a predicted model, not a curated record. The coding region runs from base 1 to 603 and encodes 200 amino acids. NCBI's taxonomy places the organism in Eukaryota, Viridiplantae, Streptophyta, Magnoliopsida, Fagales, Fagaceae. The transcript is spliced from 2 exons.